Molecule: messenger RNA, 2673 nt
Organism: Cavenderia fasciculata
Lineage: Eukaryota; Evosea; Eumycetozoa; Acytosteliales; Cavenderiaceae
Exons: 4
Coding region: 1-2673 (890 amino acids)
Source: RefSeq, a predicted model, not a curated record
AUGGUGACGCGAAUCCAACGAGCCAAUGUCUUAGCCAACAACCUACAAGGACUCAACUACCUGUUCCUAGGCCCCUCAUUCAAAUCUCUCCAACAACAGACAGCAGACGACUUGACUGUUUUUCUUUCCCGUGAGCUUUGUACGAGUCCCAUUGCUCUCAGACAAGAUGUUGAGGACAGAGUUCUAAAUUCGAAUACUCUUGCUAUCCUAGGAACCAAAUCGCUGAUUUUUGACAUUCCUUUUGUCAAUACUCUCAAGAAAGGAGACCAUCUCAGUCUAUUGGUGAUAGACGAAGCUCAUUGGGGUACUGAUUUGAAUCCCAGAAAUUUGGUCAUUCUUUACGUGUCUGCCACCAUCGAUGUAAUCACCGAGACCAUUGCCUUGGGAGAAAAAAAUCUGAACUGGGCGGCCCUUAAGUUGUCCCACCCACAGAGAUUCGCGACCCCAACAUACCUUCCCGUAGAAGAUCUGAAUUUCUUCAACGAUACUGCCAUGGGAAAUACAGACUCACUCGAAAGUAGAUCCACUGUGGUCUUUAACAGUUAUGUUGGCGCCAUCAAGAGUUGGAUGUCAAAAUUGGACAACAAGUUUUUAUUUAACCUUGAUCCCAAUCAUCACUCCCAAGUCACCAUGGAUGUGCUUGGUCAUAUUCUUCCGACACCCGAAGACAUUGACAUAGCCCUCGAGCGAACAUACUAUUGGGAUUCGCCCUAUUCCAAGAUGGUCAUACUUAGGAUCCCAGCAAAUCAAUCGAUAAAAGACCUUAGAAAAGAGAUUGUUAGCUUAAUUGAACAAUGCAAAAAAUCGAACAAACUUGGUGCCGCCUUCCAGCCAUUUGAGGUUAUUGCCCUGACCGAGGAUCAUAAAUCCAUUAUCGAUCAACUUUCUCAAAAGGCCAAGGAUUAUUUAAGGGCUCAAUCAAAUAUCACUCUGAAGGAGCUGGAGGAUAUCCCCUGUUUGGUUAUGGUGAAUCAAAUGGUUGGUAUUGGAGAAAGAAUACCCAAAUCUUGUGUGGCUUACGAUAUUCGCGCCCGAUACAAAGGAGAUUUUCAAGAAAUGGAAGGUAACGAGGCUAUGUUUGUCCAAGAUAUUGGAAGAUGUGCAGGUCAUAACAAAGAGCCUGCGAAUGUCGAGAUGGAAACAAAUACAAUGUCUCAGACAUUACCACAUCUUAUUGAAAGAAAGAUCAUUCAAAUUUUAUGGUAUAAACAAUACUUUGGAUUCAUUCACAAAGAGAUGAUAGCAAUGUCGAUGGUGUGUUGGAGAUGGUUUAGAUGGGUGUCUCAAGAGUUUUCUGAUCACUUUAGCUUUCGUGAUUGUACAUCGUCUGUGGAGCACCCAGGUGGAUUGGCAAGAGAGUUUGUUCAACACAUGAACAAUCGUUAUUGUAUUUUAAAGUACAUCAAGACAUUCACCUCAUCAUUUAGAUCGGAUGAUAACACCUUUAAAGAUGAUUUCAUUCAGCCUAUAUCUAAUGGUGUGGGCGAUGGUGCCACCGAUAGCCAUUCAUUGUUUUCAAAAUUACAAACGUUGAUAAUCUCAAAUUUAUCAUCAGCAACAUUUAGUAUAAGAAUGGAUAUGUUGCAAUUGAUCAUCAAUCAAAUAGAACCUGGGUCGCUUCAGAAGCUUGUCUAUAUUCAUUCAACUCAAAUGGGAGAGACAUUCAAUUCAAUUAUACAACAAAACAAGAAACAAAAGAAUGUUUAUUCAACGUCAUCGUCAUCACUAUUAAGUAACAUUAAACAAGUUGCCAUUUAUAGUACAUCUGGUGAAGUGGAUGGUAUUGUAGAUUUGGUCACAGAGGUUUCAUCGACGGUUGAGAAUUUGUCAAUUGUAAUCUUUAAAUUUGAACCAUCUGUUUAUAGGUCAGUUCUAUCUUUGGAUCUACCUCUUUUAAACAAACUCAACUUGCAGCGUCAACCAAUAGAUUUCCCAUUCGAGUUGCUUCUUAACCUCCCAAGUUUAAAUAGUCUAACUUGUCGAUUAGUUCAACCCAUAGGACUAAAGAUAACCAACAUACGAGACACUAGAAACAAUAGUGAAACAUUUAUCAACUUUAUCAACAAAACUACCACAUUGGUGUCUUUAAAAUUGAAAGAUACUCAUCGUGCCGAAUUAGAGGCAAUGAUUGGAAAUCAAGUGAUCCAAAACAUUUCUAUUCAAUUUAUUAUGUCUGUUUCUACAGCGUCUUGUCCAUUUCCACUUCCAACGCUUCGCAAUAAUCUAUUGGAUCUCGAAAUUAUUUGUAAAUCACUAUCAUUGGAUCCAAGUUUAGAUUUAUGGAAUAUCAAACAACCAAUUCAUCUAAAGAAAUUAUGUACCGAUUCUUUGGAUUUAAAGAUAUUACAAUAUCUACCUAAAUUAGAGAAUUUACAAGUUGUUGAAUUCUCCAAUCUUCAAACAUCGAUCGACCAAGGUCUUGUAGAGAACCUAGCUCUUUAUUGUAAGAAUUUAACUGGUAUUGUUAUGGAUGGAGAUAAUGGAAAGAAUACAACUCGAACUGAACAAUUGGGUCAUUUUAUUGUUUGUAUUUUCAAACAUCUUCCAAAUACAUUUCAAGAGAUUUUGAUACAAAAGAGUAACAAAGACCUACAAAACAAUUUACCUUUAUCUCCUAAAUAUAUUAUACUCAGAAAUGAUCGUGAAGGUUUAACUUUAAUUAAAAGAAUUUAA